UAUGCGGAUGGGGAGACUGCGGGUUGUACACGUAUUCGUGGUGGAAAUUGGGGCACUGUGUUGGAGGGUGGAAGUGGCUGCGCAGGAUUGGCAAAAGCAAUGAGAAUGGUUCGAGGUGGAGGUAUAGACUCGACGACGGCGCCAUGGGAAACGCACUUUCACCGUCGUUCGACGCCGUCGCCGCAGAAGAAAGAAGUAAGAAGCAGAGGACGCGUCCCGAACGCCGGCGAGUUUACGCAGUACACUGGCACACUGGCUCCGCUUUCGCACCCCUGAACCGAACACCGGCAACAUCACAUCCUAUUUCCUUAUUCAACUCCCUGUUCCCUUAUCCGCAGGUGAUCGUCGCUCAUCCUUCCUCAAGCGUCGCAUUCACGGCCAGACUCACGGUUACACCUCGUUCGUUCGUUCGCUGCGCUUGGACCCGGCGUCUGCUUUCUCAGCCCUGCAGACCCCGCCGCCAGGGAAAACCUCGAGCGUCCGUCCGUCAGCCGCACUUUUAUACUCCGCAGACACCUACCUCUGCUGUCCUCCAUCUUACUGCGCGACCUUUUUCCCGGACGAGGAUCGACAAAGCUACAUUCCCUGGACCACUUCAGCCAUAGAUCUACAUCGGCCGUCCCGACCUCGGCUUCGAUCAGCGCACGACAACAACACCACCACAUCCAUACACACCUACACACCUACACACGACCACACAACCAUGUCCUACUACCCUGGACAGCAGUAUCAGCAGAACUACGGCGCCCCGCCUCAACAGCAGAACUAUGGCCCGCCGCAGGGCUACCCUCCGCCGCAGAACUAUGGCGCUCCGUGAGUUGCAACUGCGAUGGG
Trematosphaeria pertusa is the source of this 834-nucleotide messenger RNA. RefSeq lists its product as uncharacterized. NCBI's taxonomy places the organism in Eukaryota, Fungi, Ascomycota, Dothideomycetes, Pleosporales, Trematosphaeriaceae. The record is from RefSeq and is a predicted model, not a curated record. The transcript has a single exon. Bases 144 to 605 code for a protein of 153 amino acids.